GUUAAUUUGGUUGACAUCGAUAACCUCUGAGGGAAGAAGAAAACGGCAGAGGGACGUAAAGCGGUGCCGCCCAUUCCAGGCUCCAGGUGGACUGGGAAGUAACAGCGCUCGGCCUUGGGCUUCUUCUGCCCAUGGGAUGGCGCCUGAGCCGGGGGCAUCCGUGGCUGGGGAACGGGACGGGCGCUGGGACCCUCCUGGGAAGGACGGGACAGGACGGGACACGGCCGGCCGUGAGAUGCUGCCUCCGUCACUCGGCCGUGCGGAACAUUCCUAAGGUCGCCGUUCCUGGGCGCGUUUACAGGUGAAGCAGAUGUUCCCUUCCAAAAUGACUUUUGGAGCUCUGGUUUUGUGUCUCGUUUGUGCUGGGCUUGGAAAGGCAAAUGUGGUUCCACAAGCUGAACACAGAAGCGUGAAGGUGGGUGGCAACGUGACUCUCAGCUGUGUCUUGACAGAACCCAAGGAUGUUGUGCAAGUGACAUGGCAAAAGGACACUGAAACAUCACAGAAUAAUAUAGCUACAUACAGUAACUCAGGAGUAUUAAAGAUUCAUAAGCCCUACCAAGACAGAAUGAAUUUCACAAGUCUGGUACUCAAUGAGACAAACAUCACUUUCUGGGACACUAGAAUGGAUGAUUCAGGGUGUUACACGUGUCUCUUCAAUACUUUUCCUCUCGGCUCCUUCUCGGGACAUACCUGCCUGAGUGUCUUUGGUCUCAAUGCGUCUGUCCAUUACAACAUUUCUGAAGGUCAUAUGAUAGCCAUCUGUAACGCCGUUGGCAUCCCAGAGCCCACUGUCACCUGGAACAACUUGUUCAAUUCUACUCCUACACAGGAGAUGUUCAGGUACAAAAAUGGGGUGGUGUCCAUCACCAGUAAACUGGAGAUCUUCAACACUCAGAGCAUCAGUGCACAGGACUUGACCUGCAGAGUAAGCAACAGCAAUGAAAAAAUGGAAUUGCCUGUGGAAAUGAAAGGAGAAGGGGGAGCCUCAUUGCUUUGGCUGACGAUUCCUGUGGGCAUUUUAAUUGUCAUAAUUCUGAUUCUGGUAACUAUGUGCUGGAGGAAGAGGAUAUGCAGCAGGGGUUGAAGUGGUUGCCGGAGAAUUUCCAUUCACCUACUGACUGGUUCAUUACAGCCCAGAAGCCAGAAGUCAACAUCACAAGCAGUGACUUGACUGGCUGGAAAGGAACAGGAAUAAAAGGGAAAUACCUCACAUACACUACCCUAUCUAGGCACUGAGAUAUCACUGAAAACAAUAGUGCAAUGUUUUUUUUAUCCAGUCUAGAUGCUUAAUUAUAACAAGUAGGACCAGAGGGACCACGUAGUCUGUUCCUUUGCUGCCAGGCAAAAUCUACUUUGCUCGCACCACUCUUGGUACUGCUAGUGUGCAAAAUAUGUUUGCCUUCUUCCAGCUGAGUUUUGAAAAUGCCCCCAGAUGGAGGCCCUGCAAGCUCUCUGGAGAUCUUCUUCCAGUGCUUAAUCAUUCUUCACAGUGAAGAAGGGUUUAAUUUUUACUAACAUCUGUCUGCAAAUUCAUUUGCAGCAACUCUCUGUUCAUUGACCUCUUCCUGAUAUGUAGUUUUCCUACUUUUAUCCAGCUGAUCUGACUCCUUUUCUCAGCCAAUGGCUGUGUUGCUAUACUCUGUCUGGAGAGACCUGCUGGACUCAAAACCACAGGACUCAAGCCAAUUCUGCUUAAAUUGUUGAGGAUGAGCAAUAGAGCUCCAAGCAGGCAUCAGAUGAGAGGCAGUAACAGCCACAGUUGGGAAGGAGAGUUGUGGUCACUGGGGCUAAGUCCAGCUGGAGGCCUGUGAGUAGUGGUGUCCUCCAGGGGUCAGUACUGGGUCCAGUCCUGUUCAAUGUAUUCAUUGACUACCUAGAUGAAAGGGACAGAAAGUACCCUCAGCAAAUUUGCUGAUGAUACAACACUAGGUGGAUUGGCUGACAUGCCAGAAGGCUGUGCUGCCAUCCAGCAUGAUCUGGACAGGCUGGAGAACUGGGCGGGAAGAAACCUAAUGAAGUUCAACAAGGUCAAGCGUAGAAUACUUCAUGUGGGGAAGAACAACCCCAUGUACCUCUACAAGUUUGGGGGUGACCUGCUGAAAAGCAGCUCUGUGGAAAAAGACCUGGGAAUCAUGUCUGACAACAGUCUGACCAUGAGCCAGCAAUGUGCUUUUGCAGCCAAGAGGGCCACUGGCAUCCUAGGGUGCAUUAAGUAGCCAGCCUGUUGAGGGAGGUUCUCCUCCCCCUCUAUUCUGCCCUGGUGAAACCCCACCUGGAGUAUUGUGUGCAGUUAUGGGCUUCCCAGUUCAAGAAGGACAAGGAACUAGUGGGGAGAGUCCAGCACAGGGCCACUAAGAUGAUUAAAGGACUGGAGCAUCUGCCAUAUGAGGAAAGGAUGAGAGAGCUGGGUCUGUUUAGCCUAGAGAAAAGGAGGCUGAGGGAGGAAUCUCAUCAGUCCUUAUAAAUAUCUAAAGGGUGGAUGUCAGGAGUACGGGGCCAGAUUCUUCUCAGUGGUGUACAGUGACAGAACAAGAGGCAAAGGUCACAAACUGGUACACAGGAGUUUUAACCUAAUAUUAAGAAAAUGCUUCUUUACUUGGAGGAUAGAGCACUGGAACAAGCUGCACAGGGAGGCUGUGGAGUCUCCAUCCCUGGAGAUGUUCAAAACCCACCUUGAAGUGUUCCUGUAUAAUCUGCUCCAGAGGAUCCUGCUCUAGCACGGAGGUUGAUCUAGAUGAUCUCCAAAGUUGUCCCUUCCAACCCCUACCAUUCUGUGACUCUGAAAGAAGAUUUAUAAGUAAUUUAUUUUAUUUGGGUUUUCUUGCUAUUCCUGAAGUGCUGGGGGGUUUUAAUAUAUAAAUGAGGAGAAGGAAGCAAAGCCCAGCAGUGCAAGUGUUGGCAUACCAUCUUUCUUUUUAGGCCUAAGUGUUCAGAACCAGUAUUUUGUUGGUUCCAGAGCAGUGGCCUCUCUAGAAUCUGGUAAAAAUCUGUGUGUGUGUGUGUCUGCGAGUAUUACAUAAGUUAGAGAUGAUGUUUGCUGUUACUAUCAUAGGUGUAAUAUGGAUUAUUUAUUUUUUAUGUGUGUAUAUAUAUAUAUAGCACUUUUUCUAAUUAUAUAUAUAUAUAUAUAUGAUCUAGCCAAAACAGCAACUAAUCCAUUUUAAUAUAUUUUUUCUGGUUGUUUAGGAUACCAGAAAUGCUUCAUUGUAAGUUAAGUUUUUUUGUGUUUUUGAUUUAAACUUUGCUUCUUUUCUGUACCGAAAGUGGGACUUCAGGGGCUUUUUAAGAUGUUUUGGUUUGGGUUUGGUUUUUUUGGUAUAGGUUUGUGGUUGUUUGGGUUUGUUUGUUAUUUUAAUUUGAAACAAUGCAACUUUUGAGAUAAAUUUGCAGAAGAGUUUUUGACCACAACUGCCACAGUUUACUUCAGUUAACUUCAAUCAAUCAAAAAAUGGUAUUUUAUGCUGUAUUUUAGAGGCAUUGUGUGUGUCAUGUUUGUUGCUUAAUUAUUUUUUAUCUGAAGUUACAUGUUCUGUUGAUGCAUUGGCUGUCCUGUUUUUCUGUAUCUGCCUUUGCUGAAAAGAAGCCGAAUAAAGCAAUUUUGAAUGUAA
This is a messenger RNA of Apus apus (common swift), 3611 nucleotides long. RefSeq names its product OX-2 membrane glycoprotein-like. Bases 311 to 1087 code for a protein of 258 amino acids. Gene Ontology annotation, molecular function: cell-cell adhesion mediator activity. The record is from RefSeq and is a predicted model, not a curated record. Lineage: Eukaryota; Metazoa; Chordata; Aves; Apodiformes; Apodidae. The transcript has 6 exons.